Glarea lozoyensis ATCC 20868 is the source of this 1461-nucleotide messenger RNA. RefSeq lists its product as uncharacterized. The coding region runs from base 1 to 1461 and encodes 486 amino acids. Lineage: Eukaryota; Fungi; Ascomycota; Leotiomycetes; Helotiales; Helotiaceae. The record is from RefSeq and is a predicted model, not a curated record. The transcript has 5 exons.
AUGAGUGUCUGGGGAGGAAAACACGAUCAAGCGGGACGCAUAGACAGGAAAGCCUAUUUUCUCUCAACACUUAUCUUACUCAUCAUCUGCCUCUUCACCACCGUCUCCAGACUCUACAUCCGCGUCUUCAUCCAGCGCGAAUUCACACUCGAUGACGGACUCAUCCUCGUCGGCUUCUCCUGUCUCGUCGCUGGAUUAGUCCUCUUUUACACCAUUGCCGAAGAGCAAUUCCUCGUCUCCGAUCUCACGUACAAUGGCGUCGAUGCGCUGUUUCGCGCGCCGCCAAACUGGCUAGAUCAGGUUAUGGAUUAUGAGAAACAGGUCAUCAACUCCCUGUUAUGUACGUGGGCGGCCAUCGUCUGCGUGAAACUUAGUUUUAUCUUCUUUUUCCGGAAGUUGGUGGAAAGGAUAAGGGCGAUGAUGAUUUUUUGGUGGGUGGUGUUACUGUUUAAUUUGGGCGUUUGUGGAUAUGGAUUUAGUGUUUAUGUCUUGGCUUGUCCGGAUAGGAAGAAUAUCAAUCUCGCGCAAGCUCUACAAUGCGGAUUCGGCCCUAAAGCAGAUAAAUCAGUCCAAUACGCCCUUUCCCAAAUGGUUCUCGACGUGGUCGGCGAUCUCCUAAUCCUCGCCAUUCCCAUCCGCCUAAUCUGGCAAAUCAAAAUCCGCCUCUCUCAAAAACUCGCCCUUGCCGCCUCCCUCUGCCUCACCAUCCUCAUGAUAACCACCACCAUCAUCCGCGUGUCCGGCCUCAAAGGCGCGCCCGACGGCGCCCUCGACUCCGGCUGGGAAGUUUACUGGCAGAUCAUCUCGGCCGAAGUCGGCAUCGCCAUGACGGCCGUCACAGCUUUCCGCACCAUGCUCGUGAACCACCGGUCUGCGUCGCGUAGUGGCGGCCGCGGCGAGGAGCGCUGGAGCGGUAUGAAAGGCGUGAUGCGCAAGUUGGGGAGCUGGCCAAGUUGGCUGAGCUCCAGUCGUUCAGGGAGUGCGUAUACGGAGGAGCAUAGACGUGCGAGACCGUUAGACGAUUUACCGAGACCGGAAAGAGGGACGUUGACAGGAAUUAGAACGUUUAUCGAAGGUCAGGGAACGGGACGCGGCCAGGGGUUUGAGAGGGUCGAUACGAGGGGGAGCAGUGGGGAGUUAAGGACGUUAGCGGAGGAGGAGAAUUGGCCGCUUCCUACGAUCGUGAGAGAGCCGCCUAAGGCGAGAGCUAUUGAGGUUAGACAGGAGGUUUGGAGGUCGAGUGAGAGUAGACACGAUUUAGAAUCCGGUGUGGGGGAACAUGAACAUAAGAGACAAACAAGCGCCGAUAUGAUGCUUCCGAGAGUUGAACAUCAGCGGCAAACGAGUGCGGAUCUGAUGCUACCGAGGAACGAACAUAAAAGACAGACCAGUGCGGAUUUGAUGCUGCCGAGGGUUGAACAUAAGAGACAGACGAGUGCGGAUCGGAUGAUACCUAGAUAA